GAUGACAACACCAAAAAAGUGAUUGACUUCCACUGAAUACAGAUCUCGGAAAGGUACCGCAAUUCGGGAAACGAUCCCCAUCUGACUUGCUUCUUUCGUUCAAUUAUGGUUCGCGGAGGUGGCGGUGGCGGUGGCGGAUCGCAUCGCGUGAUGGGACGCGGGGGUGGGCGAGGUGGUCUCAAGUCCCGUCCCCCUUUCAUUCCCCAUGUGCCGUUUGAUUUGGUUCUGGCCGAGCCGGCCUUCCCACCCGUGAAAGGCAAUGCGGCCAAUGCCGAAAAAGAGGAGAUCCUCCAGGCCGCAUUGCUCAAACGGAAUCAAGACCUGAGUCCUUCCCAAUCGGAACAAACCGCCAUCACCAAUCUGGUGGCCAAGAUUCAAGGUGUUCUCGAUAACUUGAUCGUGUCUCCUGGCACCUUUGACGCUUGCCAAAUUGAAGAGGUCAGACAAGUUGGCCCAUUUAAAAAAGGCACCUUGCUAACCGGAAACAAUGUGGCCGAGAUUGUGGUUGUACUCAAAACCUUACCCACCAAAGAAGCCGUCGAGGCAUUGGGUAACAAAGUCUGGGAGACCCUAAAGCACAAGGAUCAUAAAGAAGUAUUAACCAUGAUCCCGAACGACAAGGGGAUCGAUCUCUCUUCACCCGAAGCUACUACCCGAAUUCUGGUGACCACACUGACCGCCAAUUUCCGAAAAUUAGACGCCUCCAUUCACAUGGAACUGAAGGUGGUGCAGGCCGCUCAUUCCGCCAUUAGACACACCCGCUGGUUUGAGGAGAACGCCCAUCAUUCGUCAAUCCGAAUCCUGAUUCGACUCUUGCACGAUCUCCGUCGGCGAUUCCAUGGAUUUGAGCCGCUUACCCCAUGGAUGAUCGAUUUACUGGCCCACUAUGCCAUCUUAAACAAUCCGGGUCGGCAAGCCUUACCUCUCAGUCUAGCCUACAAGCGCGUGUUCCAGCUCCUUUCCGCCGGUUUUUUUCUACCCGGAUCUGCGGGCAUUGCUGAUCCUUGUGAACAAGGAGCUCUCCGAAUCCAUACUAGCUUGUCAUUGGAAGAGCAAGAUCUCAUUUGCCUCACGGCUCAAACUUUACUCCGUGUACUCACCAAUGGUGGCCACAAGCAAGUCCUCGGCAUUGAAGGAAACUCGAAUAUUGCCAGCGAAGUGUCCGUUUGGGAAG
Molecule: messenger RNA, 1174 nt
Organism: Tigriopus californicus
Lineage: Eukaryota; Metazoa; Arthropoda; Copepoda; Harpacticoida; Harpacticidae
Product: interleukin enhancer-binding factor 2-like
Source: RefSeq, a predicted model, not a curated record